AUGCACGAAAUAGAAGUGUCAGAAGAAACUUUGCCGCCCUUGGAUUUUGUGACAGAAGAACCAUUGAACGGGAUACCACCUAUCAACGAUACUGGGAACAUUUUCAUAAGAUAUCUCACACAUCCUCCCGAGAUUACGAUUCGGCCACGCAACCUUCAAGUGCGCGCAAACGGAAUUGCCGCAUUCUACUGCGCCGCCCGAGGUGACCCCGUACCCAACAUAUUGUGGCGAAAGAACGGAAAAAAAGUAUCGAGCAUGCAAUCCCGUUACUUGGUGUCUGGGAUGGAGACAGCAGCCGGUCCUAAUGCUAACGGUGCUGUACUACGUAUUGAACCAGUGAGGGCUCAACGAGAUGAUGCUACAUACGAGUGUGUCGCGGAGAAUGGAGUAGGGGAUGCUGUGACCGCUGUGGCGACACUCACCGUCUUUGAAGCUGACAAGGUGCCACCAGGGUUUCCUAGUAUCACGCCACCCCCUACAACCAUGGUAGUAGAAGUCGGUCACACGGCCACCUUGCCGUGUCAGGCUAACGGCAGCCCAUCACCGCGAGUGAGAUGGCUAUGGAAUUCUCUCCCACUGGAUGUAGCCUCCAAUCCCAGAUACGCGCUAUUGAAUGAUAAAAUGCACGGUACUCUACAAAUAGUCAAGAGCGAGGAAGAGGAUCAGGGCAAGUUUGAAUGUGUCGCCGAAAAUGCCAUUGGGACUGAGUUCUCCAAACCGACCUCCUUGUACGUUAAAGGUGAGAUAAUCAUUAUAAUAUACAUCAUAUCUGACCACUAA
This is a messenger RNA of Danaus chrysippus (African queen), 780 nucleotides long. The record is from the annotation of a GenBank genome assembly. NCBI's taxonomy places the organism in Eukaryota, Metazoa, Arthropoda, Insecta, Lepidoptera, Nymphalidae.